CUUAUAAUACCAUAUAAAAACCGGCGUUUUGCUUCUCUGCCUUCAACUGCAAAUCUACAUCUUUGAAUCUAACAUACCAGUAUUCUGAGGUUGAAUCAAAGCAGAAUGAUGAAGAUCUCAAUUCUGUUUGUAGUUUUACUUGCCUUUGCUCUUUUAGUAGAGGAAGGGCAGUGCUGGGGUCGCAGAAGACGAAGGAGAAGUGGUGGUCGAUGGAGUCUUAGUAGAGGCGGUGUAACGUACACCUUUAGAAAUGGAGCUACUGUCACAGGACAUGGAGGUUUUAAUUCAAUAGGCGUCAGAGUUUCUAUACCCUUUGGCAGAAAACGACGCUCUGUCAUGGAUGGAACUGAACUUGAUGCAAAGAGAGCCACGGCAGAACAGAAGGCAACAAUCCCCCCAGUGAUGGAAGUCGACAAUGAAAAGAAAGCAAAGCUUGAAGAAAAGCAGCCCAAGAUCGACAAUAACGACAAAACCUUAUCAGCAGUUCGCCAGAGCCAAAACAGAAAAGAUAACUGUGAUGAAUGUAUAGAAGUCCAACCCUUCAACAUUAACGAUCAAGCUAUUGAAAAUAAGACUGUAGAGAACAACGAUUUUGUCAUGGUCGUCAAGUACAUCGAAGAAAAUACUUCAGCAUUGAAACUGCAAGCAAAAAUCAAAUUUGAAGUAUUUGAUGUCGUGAAAAGCCCUGUUGAUAGUGUCAAAGAAGGAGAAACUUUCACAAUCAAAGCAGAAAUGGCCAAGUGUCCAUGUUUGUCCAUCCUCGACCCAGGCUACUACGUUGUUACAGGAUCUGUCAAUGCUGAAGGUCAAUUGGUUCUAUCAAAUGUUCUUAUGGAAUUUGAACGUUGAUUAAGGAAUUUGCUGAAAUUUUUAGUUAUUUAUUGUACAGCUAUUUGUGCAAAAUAUGGAUCUUCUUUGGCUCUUUUUAAGCAUAUUUAAUUUUCCAUUAUUAUUGUAGUAGUUUAAACAUAUGCAAAUAUCUCCUUCCAA
Rhopilema esculentum is the source of this 990-nucleotide messenger RNA. RefSeq lists its product as uncharacterized. Lineage: Eukaryota; Metazoa; Cnidaria; Scyphozoa; Rhizostomeae; Rhizostomatidae. The record is from RefSeq and is a predicted model, not a curated record.